Panicum virgatum (switchgrass) is the source of this 1140-nucleotide messenger RNA. RefSeq names its product antifreeze protein Maxi-like. NCBI's taxonomy places the organism in Eukaryota, Viridiplantae, Streptophyta, Magnoliopsida, Poales, Poaceae. The record is from RefSeq and is a predicted model, not a curated record. The transcript has a single exon. Gene Ontology annotation, molecular function: enzyme inhibitor activity. Bases 194 to 805 code for a protein of 203 amino acids.
CGUAGAACGACAGGACUGCAGCGGCAAAGGCAAGGGAACCAGCGCCGCAGCCCAUGCUUGCACACUAAAUGCACGCCGCCGGCACGGGAUCACCUCCGUCCCCCUGUCGCUCUCCAAAACAUCCCGACCCCGCGACCGUGACCCAAACGGGCCAAGAAACGGAUCGGGAGGCAACGACACACAGGCCAGGGCCAUGGCGUCCGCGUCCGCGUCCUCCUCUCCCACGCUCGCCGCCGCCUUGCUCGUGCUCCUCCUCUCCUCCUCCGCCGGCGCACGCGAGGCUGCUGCUGCUGCGGCGUCGGCGGCGCCGGCGCUGGACCAGGUGUGCGGGAGGCUGGGCAGCUACUACGUGACCCCGGCCCUCUGCGCGUCCGCGCUCUGCGCCGACCCCGCCGCGCCCUGCCGCGCCGCGCGCGACGCGCCCGCGGUGGCGGCGCUGGCCGCCCGCCUCGCGGCCGCCAACGCCACGGCUGCCAGGGACAGCGUCGAGGCUGCCCUCUCCUCCUCCCCGCCGCCGCCCUCCGCGACCAACAGCAGCGCUGCGGCGUCCGCGGCGGCGGCGGCCGCGCGGUCGUGCCUGCAGCUGUACGCGGGCGCGGUGCCGUCGCUGCGGUGGGCGGCGCGGGCCGUGGCCGCCGGCCGGUACCGCGGCGCGCGGGAGGUGCUGCAGGCGGCGCAGUACGUGGCCGCCGGCUGCGAGGGCAUGGCCGGGGACGCCGCCGCCGCGCUGCCGCGCGAGAACGCCGGGUUCGGCGACAUGGCCUUCGUCGCGCACGCCGUCGUCGCCUCCAUGCCCGCCGACUGAUCCCUAUCGAUCUGCCGGCCGACGUCGACUCCUCGGCUCUCGCCUUGGCUAAGCUCCGGCCCGUACAAGUGCAGAAGCUCGCUGUAAUAAUCAAUGCGCUGUUGCAGCAACAGCUUGUAUCGUGUCCUGCCAUAUAGAUCCAUGAAGGCAUGAACAGAACCUCUAGGCUGUGGUGUUUCUUUGAUCCCGUGUAAAUUCGAUUCGCACACUUGAUCUGCUCCUGCACGUAGGCAAGGCCAACUGUGCGAUGCACUGGCUGAAUUUGCAGAUACAUGAUGAUCCUUUCCUCAAAUUCAAAAUCGAAUAAUUGGAAGGCUUAUGGAAAUUGGUGCAAA